Sarcophilus harrisii (Tasmanian devil) is the source of this 2037-nucleotide messenger RNA. RefSeq names its product POTE ankyrin domain family member E-like. The record is from RefSeq and is a predicted model, not a curated record. Lineage: Eukaryota; Metazoa; Chordata; Mammalia; Dasyuromorphia; Dasyuridae. Bases 1 to 2037 code for a protein of 678 amino acids. Gene Ontology annotation, molecular function: protein binding. The transcript has 25 exons.
AUGCCAAGUAAGACAAGCGAUGGAGAGGAGAGAGGAGAGAAUUCCAUGUGUAGGGGGACAUCCAGGAAAAUGCCUGGAGUCAGGAGAACACCUCUUCACCUGGCUAGUGCUAAUGGACAUGCAGAUGUUGUGUCUCUCUUAAUAGAGAGAAAAUGUGAACUCAACUUGUUAGAUGACGAGAAUAAAACACCUUUAAUGAAGGCAAUAGAAUGUCAAAGGGAGGCAUGUGCAACAAUCCUGCUGGAACAUGGUGCAGACCCUAAUCUUAGGGAUAGAAACAGCAACACUAUACUUCACUAUAUUGCCUCUAGUGAGACCAAAUUCAUGGCAGAAAAACUGAUGAAAUACAAAAUUGAUAUUGAAGCAAAAAACAAGGAAGGUCUUACACCACUUAUGCUGGCAAUUAAAGCAAAAAACAAUGACAUGGCAACUAUUCUCUUAAACAAUGGAGCAAAUGCAAAUGCCAUGGAUGGCUCUAAAAGAACGGCCCUUAUGCUUGCUGUCAGUGUGGAAGCUUUAGGCUUGGUCACUCUUCUUCUUCAAAAUAAUGCUGAUCAUACUCUCCAAGAUACAGAUGGAUGGACAGCUGAGGAGUAUGCUAAGAUCCAUGAUUUUCCUCUAUAUGUUUAUCACAAACAAAUUGAAAAACAGAUGAUACAAAUUGAAAAACCAAAGGAACAGAUUGAAGAACAGGAGCCCUGUACAUCCCAAAUCAGAACUUCUGCACCAUCCCUGGAUAAAAAAGCACAAGAAAAUAUUGUAGAAGAUUCUAUAAGCAGAUGCUCUGACAGUUCAAGAUCUGUUAAGUCCCGGAAAAACACAAAUGAUGAACUGGAUUUUGAUAGAAAGGAACGCCCGAAAUUGAACCUUAUGAAGGCUAAAAUCAGUGGAGAAACGAGUAGCUCUGUCAGUACAAAAGUUGCAACUGUUCUUAAAGACAAUCAGUCAGACAAUGAAAAAGAUUUAACAGAUUCCUUCGCUAAGUCUUCAUCCCAAGCCCAUUGCUCAACUCAUGCUGUUGUGCAUGCCUCACCUGCUAAUUUUUCACAGUCUUCCCUUAAUAAGUCUACUCUUCUGGAUAUUCUUAAGGAAUAUCCAAGAGACUCAGAAGAAGCAAAGGAAAAUGAUGUUUUCGUUAAGAAUGAUACUGAUAAUCAAAUAUUUCCAAAUAUUCCCAGUCAGCUACAAGCUCACAAUACAUCAGAGAAAUGUGCUGAGAGAAAAGCCACAAAAUCAACAUCGAAAAGAUCAAAAGAGGAGGCAAAGUCAUCUUGGGAUUCAGAGCGUUCCGUAGAAAAUCUCCUGGAAGGAUCUUCAAGACAUCUUGCAUCCACAAAUCAAAACAUAAACAAAAGUAUUUCGUUGGGACCUGAAGAUCUCUCAGGGAAAAAUCCUAAUGUGAAGCCUAGUCAAUGCGGUCUUCCAAUGAAAGAUCCUUCCACAAGCCAAGAAUCAGAGAAAGUAGUCAAGCCAAAACGAAAAUUAGCUUUUAUGGAAAAAGUUGAAUUAAGUGCUGCAGAAAACACUGAUGGUCAUCCAGAGAAAAAUCCUAAUGUGAAGCCUAGUCAAUGCGGUCUUCCAAUGAAAGAUCCUUCCACAAGCCAAGAAUCAGAGAAAGUAGUCAAGCCAAAACGAAAAUUAGCUUUUAUGGAAAAAGUUGAUUUAAGUGCUGCAGAAAACACUGAUGAUCAUCCAGGGAAAAAUCCUAAUGUGAAGCCUAGUCAAUGUGGUCUUCCAAUGAAAGAUCCUUCCACAAGCCAAGAAUCAGAGAAAGUAGUCAAGCCAAAACGAAAAUUAGCUUUUAUGGAAAAAGUUGAUUUAAGUGCUGCAGAAGACACUGAUGAUCAUCCAGGGAAAAAUCGUAAUGUGAAGCCUAAUCAAUGUGGUCUUCCAAUGAAAGAUUUUUCCACAAGGCAAGAAUUAGAGAAAAAUGUCAAGUCAAAACGAAAAUUAGCUUUUAUGGAAAACGUUGAUUUAAGUGCUGCAGAAGACACUGAUGGUGAUGUUCUUUUUUAUUCUCUAUAUUUACAACUAUGA